AUGCUCUGCCGCAUGUGCAACAAAUUUGGAGACCAUGCCCGAAAGGAGCACGAAGGCCAUACGCUAAUGUCGACUGUGGAGGCCUUCCAGCAGGCCAUGCAGGCAAGCACGGAAUCUGACGCUGACCAGAGCAAACACAACCUAAUCUUGCAAGAGGCAAUGCAAGAGAGACAUUUCCAGCUUAUGGAGGUGCAUGCGAACUUUGAGGAGACACAAGGCCAAAUGGACGUAGUGCUUAGAGGCGCGUUAGACCAACUCGAGAGAGCACAGUCUCGCAAGCUGGAGUUCCUGCAGUCAAUGAAGCGACAGGUCACCACCCAGCUGCUCUUUAUCCAGUGGUUGGACAACUUCCAAGCCCACGCUCGAAUGGCCUUGCCUCCUGCAGACUUUGUGGUGGCCACGAAGAGGCACGAAGGUUUGCUGGCUGCUUUGUUUGGCUCUGAGGGCAGCCAGUUCAAGGGCACGGAUCUGGGGAUUGGCCCGGUCCCGCUGUGGGUGGAUGAGGAGCUUCUGCUUGAAGGAGCUGUAUCAGUUCAACUGACGUCGCUUCCGCCUCCGAUAGCUGAGCCUGGGCCAAUGCCUCCCAGCACAGCAGUUCCUGCGCUUGAAGAGGUGCCGCCACUACACCUUGCAAUGGGUCAAGCCGGCAGGAGUAUAGAUGGUGCGUCUGCCCUGGAGGAGCUUGGCACCUCGUACCUGGAGGCAACUCCUAGGCGUCGCUCCUUGGGGCAACCGCCCGCAGGCAUUGGAGGAAUAAGCGACACUCUUUACGUCAAAGCAUCUGAUUCAGGUCUUGCCAUCAGCGAUGUCGACAAGGCAACCGAACAGCAGAGACAACUUGAAGGAGGAGUUGGAGGAGUUGGAGGAGUUCUUGAUGCAUCGGCGGUGACUGCUGUCGAUCAAGUCCCAGGUGGCCAGAGCCGUGUAGAAUUCGACGGUUACAUCUCGCAGGCUUUUGCGUACCUGGAGGAAGCACAGAAAAACUCAAGAGCAGGGCUGCCAGCUGUUGCAGUGGCUGUACCGCCGCGUGUUCCAAGCUUGCAGCUUGCGACUGAGGUUCUUGUACAACUGCGCCAAAGUGCCGAAGCAUGUGGGGGCCCUGCCAAGCCAUGGGGAGUCCUACUUGCACUCCUGAGUUCAUGCCCAGGCGGUGAGCGGCAAGAGCUGCUGCUGCGUGCACUCCGAGUGGCAGCACCGAUUGGUGACACCGCUGGGCAGCUGGCCAGGGCCGUUGUGGAAGAUGAUGUACAGCGAACUCAAGUUCCGUCCCUCCUAGUGUCUGCAAACGGCCUCCAUACUGCUUUGGUGCAGGCGCUCAUGCGGCUGAGCGGGAGUUCUUUCAUGGAGAAGGAGACGUCCAUGCUGGUCAAGGCUUUCGCCCUGCACUGGAGACGCAAGUGCGGACCGGUUAAGCUUGCGUGGAGCCAGAAAAUUAGCGAAUGA
Molecule: messenger RNA, 1443 nt
Organism: Symbiodinium natans
Lineage: Eukaryota; Dinophyceae; Suessiales; Symbiodiniaceae
Source: the annotation of a GenBank genome assembly